This is a messenger RNA of Conger conger (European conger), 4293 nucleotides long. RefSeq names its product receptor-associated protein of the synapse, 43kD (gene rapsn). Gene Ontology annotation, molecular function: protein-membrane adaptor activity; acetylcholine receptor binding. Gene Ontology annotation, cellular component: synapse. Gene Ontology annotation, biological process: chemical synaptic transmission. The transcript has 8 exons. The record is from RefSeq and is a predicted model, not a curated record. Lineage: Eukaryota; Metazoa; Chordata; Actinopteri; Anguilliformes; Congridae. Bases 206 to 1477 code for a protein of 423 amino acids.
AGCCUUUUUACACUGUUUUCAGGGAUUUUUCUGCACUCUCACCAAAUUUUUCUCCAAAACUGCGAGGACUGCCUUACUGUGGACUAUACAUUUUCUCAGAUUGAAGGAUCUGGUCUUUCAUCCGUCUCUUUGUGCUGAAAACAGUCUGAGACUGUGAGGGCUGCUCUGGGCAAGGCUGUUAUAUUUCCCUGUUACAUUCGAGUGGAUGAAUACGUUUAUGAGGCUCUUCGUAGCAGAGAUGGGGCAGGACCAAACUAAGCAGCAGAUUGAGAAAGGUUUAAGCCUGUAUCAGUCCAACCAGACACAGCAGGCCUUGGUUGUGUGGGUGAAGGUGCUGGCGAAGACGACGGACCCCGGGGGAAGGUUCCGGGUGCUGGGCUGUCUCAUCACUGCCCACUCAGAAAUGGGAAUAUAUAAAGAGAUGCUAAAGUACGCUCUGGCCCAGAUUGACACAGCCCGGGAGAUGGAGGAUCCGGACUGCCUGGCAGAGGGCUACCUGAACCUGGCACGCAGCCACGAGAAGUUGUGUGACUUCCAGAAGACCAUUUCUUAUUGUAAGACAUGCCUGACCAUGCAAGGCACCACAGUUAGCCUGCAGCUAAAUGGACAGGUGUGCCUAAGCAUGGGAAAUGCUUUCCUUGGCCUCAGCAUCUUCCAGAAGGCACUAGAAAGCUAUGAGAAAGCAUUGCAUUUUGCACACAACAACGACGACAAGAUGCUAGAAUGCCGCGUCUGCUGCAGCCUUGGGAACUUCUAUGUCCUUCUCAAGGACUACGAGAAGGCCCUGUUCUUCCCCUGUAAAGCAGCAGAGCUUGUGAAUGACUAUGGCAAGGGCUGGAGCCUGAAGUACCGUGCUAUGAGCCAGUACCACAUGGCCGUAGCGUACAGGAAGCUGGAGCGCCUACCAGAUGCCAUGGAAUGUUGUGAGGAGUCCAUGAAGAUUGCUAUGCAGCAUGGAGACCGUCCUCUCCAGGCACUGUGUCUUCACAAUUUUGCUGAUAUCCACCGCUGUAGGAAUGACGUUGAAAAAGCAUUCCCACGCUAUGAGUCGUCGAUGUGCAUCAUGACUGAGAUCGGAAAUCGCCUUGGCCAGGCGUCCAUCUACCUGGGAGUGGGGAAGUGCUGGCUCCAGCAGAAGGAACUUGAUAAGGCCCUGGACUCUCUGCAGAGGGCACAAGAGGUCGCAGGGGGGACUGGAAACAAGCUCAUCUCCCUAAACGUACACUGUCUGAGCGAGAGAAUCUUCCGGAUUCAGGAGAAACACGAGGAGCUGCGGGAGCAGGUGGUGAAGUUCCUUCAGUGUGUGGAGGAGCUGGAGCUAUACUGUGCAUUGUGUGGGGAGUCCAUAGGGGAGAAGAACCAGCAGUUGCAGGCCAUGCCCUGCUCCCAUAUCUUCCACCUGAAGUGCCUUCAAUCCUCUGGGACCAAGGGCUGUUCGAAGUGUUGCCGCUCAUCAAUGAAGCCGGGCUUUGUGUGAGGGAGAAGCUUCCAGAUCGCGUUGCUGUGAAGGACACACACAUGCUUCCACACGGUGGGAUGCCAGGAACUCAUUGUACAAGUGGUGCUAAAAUCCAGGGCGUACUCGCACAAUAUGAAGGCUGGUCUGGGUUUACAGGUACCGAGCAGUCUCUUGAGUGGCCUCCAGGCAGGAUAUGACAGACUCCCUUCUCAUGGGUGAUCAGGGGAACCGCAGCUGUGAAAGGCCCCUCUUUCCUCCAUCAUCUCAUUACAUUUUGCUGAAAUCAGCAAUGCUUUUAUUGUAUUUAUCCUUAAUAGUAAUUAUCUAAAUGGAGUAAUACUUAGACCCUUUAACAAAGAAAAACUUGCUUUAAUUCAGCUCAGUAACUCUUUUGCAUUUUUCACAUUGAAUGUAUAGAAAGAUGUGAAAAAAGCUGAUGUUUUGAAAAACUCAAAUACAGAAUUAUAGAUGAAAUGCAAUGCAGAAUGCCGGUUGUUUAAAUCUCACAAAACAACUUCGCUCGCAAACAUUAACUACCUAACUUAUAGUUAGAUCUAGUUAAUUAGCUGGUAGGUAGUGACUACCAUAAAUGUCUACCUGCAUUACAUUAUAAAUAUACUUAAUUUAUUUACUUCAUGUUACUCACAGUUAUUGCCAUUUAGUUCCAUGUUAGCUUCUGCUGUAUUGUUGCAUGCUGGCAGCUCAUUCUUGCUACCAUCUUUGAAGACCUAAUCUGAUAGGAAGAGAUUGCUAUCAUGAAUCUCUUCAAAAUCAAUUAUCUUUGCAGAAGAACAAAAAUAAAUGACAUCCCAUGCAUGUUGCAUUUAAUGUAGGCAAAGAAUAUCAGUUGGUCCUACAGUUUUAGCUACAUCCUUAACUUCGAUUAGCAAUGUAAUUAUUUAAUGAAUAUAAUUCUCCUAGUCCAAAGGCAAUCAAUGUGCCUCUUUGCAUGGGGAUAAAUAAUCAACCAGAGGGAUUGAUUUUGUCAAUUUUCUUGUCAGGAUACCUAGGUAGAACAGCAAGGCCCAUUUAAAACUUUUUCAGUAUUUGGCAUUGCAUUGGGAUUCUGAAAUGCAAGCUAGAUCGUGAGGUCGCCAACAGCUUUGUACAGCCUCUGAGAUACAAACCUUUUGGGAAUGGGGUUAUUAUGAUAGGUGACAUGUUCGUUAACUUUUGGAAAGGCAUGUCUACAGUUGACUAAUAUGUGUGACUCAUUUCCAUUUUAUUCUCUUUUUGUGUCAGUGACAAUAUCAAGGAGAAUCUAUGUAUUGUAUAAAACAUUUUAAAAGGUAAUCAUUGCAUGUUCAGAUGACUGGUAGACUUAAAGUUUGAAUGACCAUUCAACAAAUUAAUUAUUCCCACACAAUAUCUUGUAAAACAAGUGAAGUUUGUUAAUAGUGCAUUUUAGUUAGUUUAAUGGAACCUAUAAGAUACAAACUAUUUAGAUCUUUAUUAAUAACUAACUUACAGAGACCUUGGCAAGCAUGAACAAGGACACAAGAUACAUUUAGAAUUUUUUUUAUGUCAUUGAAAACAAAAGGUGGGAAUUACAAAAUCACACACAUCCUUUUGAAAAGUAUGAAAAAUUGUUUUGGUGUUAAACACUUGACCAUUAUCUUUGGAGAGAGGUGAGUCUAUUUUACAUGUUAAAUGUGUGUAACAUGAUCCACAAAUAAGACGCCUCACAAAUGUGUUUUACUAUCUACAAAUAAAUAUCUCAAGUAUCUUAUAAAUUGCGAUUUAAAUGAUUCUGCGCUGAUUUAUAGAAAUGCAUACAUAUUUGUGAAUACGUAUUUUCCCCUUUGCUCAAAGACCUCAUAUUUUGUAUAUGAAGAGCAAAAAUGUGUGUCCAAUAUCCAUGUGUAUUUUUUGCAAUAACCAAGUCUCAAAUGUGAAAUUGACAAUCUACACACAAGUAGCUAUCCAUCCACAAAUGUGGCAUGCUACUUUUUCUGUGUUCCUGAAGGGAAGUAAGCCAGCUACUGUCGUGUUCUUCCGUGGUUGUGGUGUAUGGGAAGCCAAAAGGGUCACAAUUGGCCAGUUUUUCUCCAUGGUCCCUUUCACCUGCUCAAAUGGAUAGCACACACGGAAUUACUCAAUUUUGUUCAUAGCCAGCUAGCUAUCUGAAUCUGACGAAUUCCACUGUAAUUUGAGGAUGCUAGCCAGCUGAUCGGGGGGGUAUUUCACAAAUUAGGAUUACUUUGUUAUUGAAUAAAUUCAAUUUGUAAAAUCAGGUGUUGUGUCAAACUGUUCCUUCUAGAGUUGCUGCAAUGAUUCCAUAGAAGUUACAUACAGCGUGUUUUGGAAUCAGUUCACUCCUAAGAAUGAAUAAGCACAUGAUACCAUGGCAAGUGAUAAAUACUAAUACUUUACCAUUUCCAGUGAUUUGUCAAUUUCCAAUACAGAAAUGUUCUGCUUGUCAAUGCCCCAAGCUGCUUUUGAGAUUUUAUUCUGAUAUGCCUGGAUAAAUGUGCUUUUGUAAUUUGUAUGCCAUAAUGUCAAAUUCAAGUGUACACAUGCCCACGCAUGUCACUUAAUCCAGAAAUUCUGAUUCUACACUUUACAAACCAAUUUUUAAUUUGAAACUGGGUUAAUUAUAUUCAUUUAAAUGGCAAUUCAUGCAAUACAAGUUGAGAUAAUUUGUGGAUCCAGUUACAUGCAUUUGUCAAUACUAUUGAGACUACUCUCUCUAUGGUUAUCCUGCUGUGCUUGUGGUUCACAGUCUACUAGGUAACUAAUCAUCCAUUUAGAUAGUGUAAUGUAUAGUUUAAUGUAUAGUUUCAUUUGUGAUGAUAUGCCAUUCGGCGGAACUUGAACAUAAACGUUUGUUAAUG